AUGCAGUCUACAUCUACCCAUGUGAAGGAGGAGCCCCUCUCAGCUUCAAAACAUCUCUUGGACUUUGACAUCUUCACACCUCAUGCACAUUGUUUUUCUGUAUCUAUUAAAGAGGAACCUCUCUCUGCUGAACAAAUUCCCUCCUGCACCUCCACGCCCACACCUCACACACAGUCAACAUCUACUGAUGGUAAAGGUGAAUCCUUCCCAGCUGAGGAACAUAUCCCAAAGCCUAAUAUCUACAAAAUGGCACAUCAUACACAAUCUCCAUCUACUUAUAUUAAGGAAGAACCUCUCUCAGCUAAAGCUGAUCCCCCACACACUAACCACUCUACAACCUCAAAUGGAGUCCAACCUGCAUCCAAAAGUAAAGUGGACAUCACAUACUCUAACCUCUCCACCCCAUCAGGCCCAGUACAAUUUACAACUGUGUGUAUCAAGGAGGAAACCUGUUCUUCGGAUGAAGAACAUUUAAUUUGUUCUGACACCUCUCACAUCCAACACUCUUCAAAUUAUAGUCCUUUUUCGGAAGAGCCAUUUUCCAGAGGGUUGGAAGAGCAAGAUGCUCCUCAGCCGGAAGGCGUUGCCUCAUGUAUAUCCAGGACUGGAGAUUAUGAUGCCCAACCAUCAAGGGAAAAGGUCUUCUUCUGUUAUGAAUGUGACAGUUGCUUUAACUCCAAGUCUGAACUGGUUAGACACCAGCGUGGCCACACCGGUCAGAAGGCUUAUUCCUGUCCAGAAUGCGGGAAAGGUUUUACAACAAGCUUAUACCUCAUGAAACAUCGUAGGAUACACUCGGGGGACAAGUCAUUCGUUUGCUCUGAGUGUGGGAAAUCUUUUACCCAUAAAGCUGAUCUUGUGAUCCAUGGUCGCACCCACACCGGAGAAAAGCCCUUUUCAUGUUCGGAGUGCAGGAAACGUUUUAUUAGCCAAUCGUAUCUGAUAAAGCACCAGAGAAGCCACACGGGAGAUAAGCAGUACUCUUGUUCAGAGUGUGGAAAGUCCUUUGGUACCAACACCUACCUCAUUAUCCACCAACGAAUUCACACAGGGGAGAAGCCAUUUUCUUGCCCCGAGUGCGAAAAAUGUUUCAUCAGCGAUUCCUACCUCAGCCGACACAUGAGAGUCCACACAGGAGAGAAGCCAUUUUCAUGUGCCCAAUGUGGCAAGCGCUUCGCCAGCAACUCUCAGUUGUGCAACCACCGAAAGAGCCACUCUGGGGAACGGCCUUACUUUUGCUUGGAGUGUGGCAAAGGUUUUACUUGGCGAGCAAAACUCGUUCGACAUCAGAAGAUUCAUGCAGGGGGAGGAAAUGCAGUUGGCGAGCCAGAGGCAAGGAACAUUUCUGAUGAAGAGCAUGACAGGUUGGCUGUCUGA
Molecule: messenger RNA, 1377 nt
Organism: Rana temporaria (common frog)
Lineage: Eukaryota; Metazoa; Chordata; Amphibia; Anura; Ranidae
Product: oocyte zinc finger protein XlCOF7.1-like
Exons: 1
Coding region: 1-1377 (458 amino acids)
Biological process (GO): regulation of transcription by RNA polymerase II
Cellular component (GO): PcG protein complex; transcription regulator complex
Molecular function (GO): DNA-binding transcription factor activity, RNA polymerase II-specific; RNA polymerase II cis-regulatory region sequence-specific DNA binding
Source: RefSeq, a predicted model, not a curated record